Messenger RNA from Manihot esculenta (cassava), 3367 nucleotides. Its product is annotated as ATPase 9, plasma membrane-type. The record is from RefSeq and is a predicted model, not a curated record. Gene Ontology annotation, molecular function: P-type proton-exporting transporter activity; ATP binding; ATP hydrolysis activity. The coding region runs from base 256 to 3114 and encodes 952 amino acids. The transcript is spliced from 14 exons. Gene Ontology annotation, biological process: regulation of intracellular pH; proton export across plasma membrane. NCBI's taxonomy places the organism in Eukaryota, Viridiplantae, Streptophyta, Magnoliopsida, Malpighiales, Euphorbiaceae. Gene Ontology annotation, cellular component: plasma membrane.
AAAAAGACCGGGUCACUCGCGCGGUUCGAGCUGCAGAUACCAAAAAAAAAGUAAGAAUCAGAGGUGGCCAUGCAAACAGAUCGAAGAAGUGGAGAGCAAACCUCACACACCCAGGAAAAAAGAGUGUGAGAGUAAGAAUAGGAUCAAUUUCGAGAAUCUCAAUCCACCACAUACACAUGGACAUAAACUAUUUAAUGUAUAAAUAGACUCUGUAUCUGCUGUUUUUUCCAAUCGGAAACUUCACUUUCUCUAAACAUGGCUGCCAAAGGCAUCAGCCUGGAGGAGAUUAAAAAAGAAAACGUCGACCUUGAGAGAAUACCAGUUGAAGAAGUGUUUCAGCAACUACAAUGCAGCAGAGAAGGUUUGUCGACGGAGGAAGGAGAAAAGAGGCUGCAGAUCUUUGGACCCAACAAGCUCGAAGAGAAAACGGAAAACAAGUUUCUGAAAUUCUUGGGUUUUAUGUGGAAUCCGCUUUCAUGGGUCAUGGAAAUUGCUGCCAUCAUGGCCAUUGCUUUGGCCAAUGGAGGGGGUCAGCCACCAGAUUGGCAGGAUUUUGUGGGUAUUGUGGUGUUGCUUUUCAUCAAUUCCACUAUUAGUUUCAUUGAGGAAAACAAUGCAGGGAAUGCUGCAGCUGCUCUUAUGGCGGGUCUAGCUCCUAAGACCAAGGUAUUAAGAGACGGGAGGUGGACCGAACAAGAAGCUGCCAUAUUAGUUCCUGGUGACAUGAUCAGCAUCAAGUUGGGAGAUAUUGUCCCAGCAGAUGCUCGCCUCCUAGAAGGAGAUCCUUUAAAGAUUGAUCAAUCUGCUCUCACAGGGGAGUCCUUGCCUGUGACCAAGCACCCAGGUGAUGAAGUCUUCUCCGGAUCCACCUGCAAGCAAGGUGAGAUCGAGGCUGUUGUGAUUGCCACUGGGGUACACACAUUCUUCGGUAAAGCUGCUCAUCUAGUGGACAGUACAAAUCAAGAGGGCCACUUCCAGAAGGUGUUGACAGCUAUUGGAAACUUCUGCAUAUGCUCCAUUGGAUUGGGAAUGCUUAUUGAGAUAGUAGUAAUGUACCCGAUUCAGCACCGCAAGUAUCGGCAAGGAAUUGACAAUCUCUUGGUGCUUCUCAUUGGAGGGAUUCCAAUUGCCAUGCCGACGGUCUUGUCGGUGACUAUGGCCAUUGGUUCCCAUCGGCUCUCAGAACAAGGUGCUAUCACCAAGAGAAUGACAGCAAUUGAAGAAAUGGCUGGAAUGGAUGUGUUGUGCAGUGACAAGACUGGAACUCUCACUCUCAACAAGCUUACAGUAGAUAAGUCCUUGAUUGAGGUAUUUGCAAAAGAUGUGGACAAAGAAGGUGUGAUAUUACAUGGCGCUAUGGCCUCGAGGGUUGAGAAUCAGGAUGCUAUUGAUGCAUGCAUUGUUGGGAUGUUAAGUGACCCCAAGGAGGCGAGAGCAGGCAUUACUGAGGUACAUUUUCUGCCAUUUAACCCAGUGGAAAAGCGCACGGCUAUAACAUACAUUGACUCAGAAGGCAAUUGGCACAGAGUUAGCAAGGGAGCACCAGAGCAGAUCAUUGAACUGUGCAACCUUAGGGAUGAUGCCAAAAAGAAAGCUCAUGCCAUCAUUGACAAGUUUGCUGAUCGUGGACUACGCUCCCUGGCUGUUUGCAGACAAACUGUACCAGAGAAAACCAAGGAUGGCGCUGGAACCCCAUGGCAAAUGGUUGGUCUCUUGCCUCUUUUUGAUCCGCCAAGGCAUGACAGUGCAGAAACUAUUAGUCGUGCUCUUAAUCUUGGUGUAAAUGUGAAGAUGAUCACUGGUGACCAGCUUGCAAUUGGCAAGGAAACUGGUCGUAGGCUUGGAAUGGGAACCAACAUGUAUCCUUCUUCUGCUCUCCUUGGACAGACCAAGGAUGAGUCUAUUGCUGCCCUUCCUGUUGAUGAGCUUAUUGAAAAAGCCGAUGGUUUUGCUGGAGUCUUUCCUGAGCACAAAUAUGAGAUUGUGAAGAGGCUGCAAGAAAGGAAGCAUAUCUGUGGGAUGACUGGAGAUGGAGUGAAUGAUGCUCCAGCAUUGAAGAAGGCAGACAUUGGAAUUGCAGUGGCUGAUGCUACUGAUGCAGCUCGAAGUGCAUCUGACAUUGUCUUGACAGAGCCAGGACUGAGUGUGAUUGUGAGUGCUGUCUUAACGAGCAGAGCCAUUUUCCAGCGAAUGAAGAAUUACACAAUUUAUGCAGUUUCUAUAACCAUCAGAAUUGUGGUUGGGUUUUUGCUUCUUGCACUUAUUUGGAAGUUUGAUUUCUCUCCUUUCAUGGUUCUCAUCAUUGCAAUUCUAAAUGAUGGAACAAUCAUGACUAUUUCUAAAGAUAGAGUGAAGCCAUCUCCUCUUCCUGAUUCAUGGAAGCUAAAGGAGAUCUUUGCUACUGGUAUUGUCCUCGGCACUUACCUUGCAAUAAUGACUGUAAUAUUCUUCUGGGCUGCCUACAGCUCUGACUUCUUCUCGGAGAAGUUUGGAGUUAGAUCCAUCAGAAACAGCCAUUAUGAGCUUACAGCUGCGAUCUACCUCCAAGUGAGCAUAGUGAGUCAGGCACUAAUCUUCGUUACAAGGUCCCGCAGCUGGUCUUUUGUCGAACGCCCUGGCCUCCUGCUUGUCACUGCUUUUUUCAUUGCACAAUUAAUUGCUACUAUCCUCGCUGUAUAUGCCAACUGGGAAUUUGCUAAGAUAAAGGGUAUUGGAUGGGGAUGGGCUGGUGUUAUUUGGCUCUACAGCAUUAUCUUUUACAUCCCUCUAGACAUUCUUAAGUUCAUCACUCGAUAUGCUUUGAGUGGCAAGGCCUGGGACAACAUUGUCCAAAACAAGACUGCAUUCACAACAAAGAAGGAUUAUGGAAGGGGAGAGAGGGAAGCACAAUGGGCUGCAGCUCAACGUACACUGCAUGGAUUGCAGCCUCCUGAAACUGCAGAACUUUUCCAAGAUAAGAAUUACAGGGAGUUGUCAGAGAUUGCAGAGCAGGCCAAGAGGCGAGCAGAAGUAGCAAGGUUACGUGAACUUCACACACUAAAAGGCCAUGUUGAAUCAGUAGUGAAACUCAAGGGGCUGGACAUUGAGACAAUUCAACAGCACUACACUGUUUGAUAGAGAAUAGAUCAGAAUGUGUGUUGUCUAAGAGUUUUGGGCAAAGGGAGUGUUAAACCUAGAUUAUGAGAACUAGGAUGCGUUCUUUUUGUUUCCAAGGAAUCCUUAUUCAUGGGAUUUCUGUCGGAUGCAAGGGUUGGGAAUAAAAUUCAGAUUUGAGUUGGAAAAAUAAUUUCAUCCAGAUAACAUAUGCGAUUCUCUUUGUAUUCUUGUUACAUUGAUUUCAAUGGAUUCCCUAUUUUUGCUUUUGUCA